Messenger RNA from Cyprinodon variegatus (sheepshead minnow), 1207 nucleotides. Its product is annotated as collagen alpha-2(I) chain-like. The transcript is spliced from 13 exons. The record is from RefSeq and is a predicted model, not a curated record. The coding region runs from base 218 to 1207 and encodes 329 amino acids. Lineage: Eukaryota; Metazoa; Chordata; Actinopteri; Cyprinodontiformes; Cyprinodontidae.
GGAAAAGUGGCAGGAUGAGAAAGUAGAUGGAUUUUUUUGUUAUGCAGCCAUUUUCUGGGGUAGUAAUUUCCUGUGGAAAAGAAGUUUGUAGUUUUUAGGGGCCGCAUGAGCAGCCCCUCCCCUCUGUGUCUGUGUAUAAAUGUAAAGGUUUGAAGGAGGGGCUCCAGCUCUUCAGCUUCAUCUCUUUAGUCCAGGAGAAAAACCACCAGAAAGCAACAUGUUGCCACCAAACCUACUGAUUGUGUCGAUCGUCAUCCUUCUGGCCACUACGGCAUCUACUGCGCCUGUGGAGGAGAAGGAGGUGGAGGAGGUGGAAACGGAGGCCACUGAGAUGUUGGAGGGGGAGGUGUCUGAGGAGGAGGAGGAUGAUGAUGAUGACUCCAAGAGUCAGGAUAAUUUUGAUGGAGCUCUCGGAGCUCAGAAGACCACCAUGUCGGCUCCAGCAGCCGGAGGUUCAGCUUUGAGUGGCCAGGCUCUAGAGGCAGGACCCCAUGUUGGAGCUGCAGGAAGCUCUACAGGUCAAGGAGUUGAUCUCUCCCCUGUCCAGUUAGCAGCAGCUGGACCUCCAAACAGCUCCUCAGGCUCUGCAGUAUCUCCAGGUUCUGAAGGUUCCAUGGGUUCUGCAGCCUCUGUAGGGUCUGCAGGAUCUGUAAGUUUUUUGGGCCCAGCAGGAUCUGCAGGUUCAUCGGGGUCUGUAGAUUCCAUGGCUUCUGCAGCCUCUGUAGGUUCUGCAGGAUCUGUAAGUUUUUUGGGCCCAGCAGGAUCUGCAGGUUCACAAGGCUCUGUAGGCUCCAUGGGAUUUGCAGGCUCUGUAGAUUCUGCAGGCCCUGUAGAUUCUGGAGGAUCUCUGGGUUCUGUAGGUUCUGCAGGUUUUGUGGAGUUGGGAGGAUCGCCAGGUUCUGUACCUGCUGAAAUCUCUGGUGUUUCUGCAGGUCAAACUCAUUCAGCAGGAGCUGAACGCCUACCAAGUUCAUCUAGAACAGACGUGAACGGUCCAGAUGGUGUAGACUCAGAAUCCAAUGGUAAUGGGCAGAAGCUGCUGAACGGUGGAGGAGCUGGGGCUGGAGUCGAAAGUCAGACCGGAAUCAUUGAUCCAUCCAGUCAUGACUACCUGCACAACCUUAUGGGUGAGUUACUGUGUUGCUCUUGUUUUAGCUUCAUUUUUUUGUUGUGUUUUGUCUGCAAAAUGAAAACGAUAAAUGCUUGA